Messenger RNA from Vitrella brassicaformis, 3850 nucleotides. The record is from the annotation of a GenBank genome assembly. NCBI's taxonomy places the organism in Eukaryota, Vitrellaceae.
CAGCAAUGGCAGCAGCAAAAGGCCUAUAUGAGCUUGGGCUCUGGCACAUGCCACUCAACCCCGACUCCGCCAAGAUAGAUGAGAUCGAGGGAGGUACGCAGGAAAGGCCGUCUCACGAUGGCUGGGAGCGAGGAGGGCCAUAGGGAGGCAGGACAGGACAGGAGGGACAGAGGAGCGGACACGCGUGUGCAUGCGUCGACGGAGAGCACAGUCGCCUUCAUUUCCUUCUUCUCUGUGUGUGCUGUGCGUCGCUCACAAUGCUGCACUACAGUUAUAGCGGCCUUCCCCACGCUCGAUGAAGCGCUCAACGAGGAGCUAAUGUCCUUCAUCGAGGACCGCGACCAGGCCAAGGGUGACAAAACUCCCGUCAAUGUAUGUGGACACGCACAUGCUCUCUCUGUCUAUGCAGAGUACAUUCUGAAGCUCGAGGAGCGCACCGAGGAGCUGGACGACCUCUGGCGCAAAGUCCGUGGUGAGUGUCAGUUGCACAAUGGGGUCAGAGCAGCCACACGCGAGGAGAGACAGACAAUCUCUUUAUCGAUUCUUUGCGGCAUGUCUGUGCGUAUCCGCCAUCCAUGCCGGCAGACGAGAAGAGGGAGCUUGAGCAGCAGCUGAGGGAAGAGCUGCAGAAGUACCGUGACGACAUCGCUGCCAGGGAGGAGGCCCUGCAGACCAUGGCUGCCCAGCGAGACAGCUUAGCCAAGUCGGUGUCGACUCUCAGCGAGGACCUCCGCAAGCAGGCCGACGAGGUGCUGGCGGCCAAGAGGGCAAUGCAAGAGGCCAAUGAAGCCAAGCUGGACGCGGAGAGGGACAAGGAGCGAGCAGUGGCGUCCCUCACCCACACCACGCGCGACAAGAUCAGGCGCUUGGAGUCCGCCAACCAUAGCCUCGAGGCACAGAGCGCCGAGAUUCCUCGUCUGAAGCAGCAAUUCAGCGAGCAGCUGGGCAGCGAACGAAAAGCCGCAGAAGCCGCAAGAAAGGAGAAGGACGACCUACAGCGCGAUCGCAACCAGCUGGCCGAGAGGCUGGAUCACGAGACAAGUGCACUGGAGUCGGCUCGGGCCAAGCUCGAUCAAACGAGGCGAGAGAAGGCUGAAGUGGAGGCCAAGGACAUCGAGACAUCAUCCAAGAUGGCCAGCCUCAAGGCACAGCUGGAGGGAGAGACGGCCGCACUGGAGGAAGCAAGAGAGGAGGCGCGGGCGGCCAAGGAAAGACAAGAAGAGCUUCUCAGUCAGGACGCACAAAAUGCCGUCACCCUUGCGGAGAUGACAGAGAAGCUCCACAAGCAGGCUGAGGGCGUCGCUGCGGCAGAGAGGGCUCUUCAUCAGGCCGAAGAGGAGAGGGACCGCUUGGCCGAGCAGCACAAGGAUGCCGCUGACACGAUUGAGGAGCUCACCAAGGAGGUCAAGAGCGCCACUGAGGCUCUGCGCAAGGCCGAGGAGGGCAUGGAGGCGAUUGCUCAUGAGAGGGAUGUCCUGGCCGACAGGCUGGCGAGCUACCAGGGGAUGCCGCCCCUGCAGCCCACCCACACACCCCACUGCCCCAUGGCCCCCCAGCACCCCCCCAUGCAGCAGCACCCCGCCCCUUUUCCGCCGCAUCCCAACGUUCUCCCCACACCAGCCUUCGGCAAUCCCAACGCUCCCUCCAUCCAGCAGCAGCCCAAGGGUGGCAUGGUCCAGGCCGCCAACGGGUAUGGGGGCGGUCAUGGCUCGCCGCAGUUGCAGCCCCAGCAGCCAGGGGGUGGAGGUGGGGGAUAUGGCUGUGUGAGCGGCUACUGGUCGCCCCCGCUAAAUCUACUAGUCGCCCCUGCAAUUCACGGAUAUGGUGAGCGGAAGGAACAAGGAGACAGCGGCACACGCCCAAGAAGGCAGACACGCGAGGCCUUUCUCCUGUCUGUUCUGCAGGUGGGUCGCCCUUUCAAGGCCACCCUGCGCCGAGCCCGCCUCUGCAGAAUCUGGUGAGACAUCCCUCUGACAUGCAUUGAACAUGUUAGUUACAGCAAUGAGUAUCUACCGUCUGUCAGGGGUUCGUCGAUGCGCUGGCUGCACAUGGAGGGGCCAUGGCGGCGGAUCCGUCAUCUGCAGUGUGACCCAUGGGCCAGGGAGUGUUGGUCGGGGGCAGCAGCACGCAACACCACUACCAGAGUAAGCAAGCCAACACAACACAAAUGUGACGAAACGAUUGCGAUGAACACAUGCUUUCGAUCCGUCUUUGCGACGUGUGUGCAGAUCAGCCACUCGCAGCGUCAUCGCAUCGUGGUGGCGGUCACGAUGGCCACCCGUCCUACGGCGCCGGGAGCCCCUUCCAGCAGCCGGCCAAUCCGUGGCCCCACAUGACCCCCGCCAUUGCACAGCGCGGCCACGAGAUAGACAUUGACCCUCUGGCGGGGCUAGACAGCGUCUCGUCGCGACCGCCUUUUGACCAUAACGCCCACAGAAUGCCGCCACAGAGGUGAGCUACUGAUUGACACUCACGACAGACACCACAAGCUGAGCUGUCCUUCAUGCCCUCUCUCUCCCUUUGUGUGUCUCUGUACCAGUCAUGUCGAUCAGCUGCCGCGUCAGCAGCGGCCCCAGAACGGCUCGCAGGGAAUCGGCAUGGGUCUGUGGCUGGGCAGCCCCCCACAACAGCAGCAGCAGACGGGCGUGAGGGCAUCUUCGCCCGACGACUGGCUCAGCCCGCCCCCAGGCAGUGCAGUGCCGCCCUUCUCCCCUUACGGACAGCCUGCUGGUGGUGGUGCGAUGGGCGACGGUUUGUUCGAUGCUCCGCGCGGUGCCGUGGACAUGAGUCUGUAUGGUGUUGGGCCGCCGGUGGCGUAUGUGGAGACGGGAGUGCGGUCGGGCGGCAGUGGGGGCGGUAUGAGGACGGGCAGCGGCGGGAGCGGCCACGGCUCACAGGCGUCCGGUGGCAUGGCUGCUACGAACGAUCCUGACGCCAUCUCUGCUGGUACGUCGGGCGGAGAGAGGGAGGGAGAAGACCAUCAGUGAGAUGGGGCGGAUACACUAUGCUUAUUCCUCUUGUGUGUGUGUGUGUGUGCAGACAGGAGUGGGUACGAGCUGUUCCCUCGCUCAGAGGCCCCCGGCGGUCUAUUCGGUCGUCUCGGUCCCGCCGCCAGCCGCCCCCAGCCGUCUCAUCCGCCAUUCCCUCCACGAGCGUCUCCCUUCCCGCCCCUCAUGCCCUCACAUGACGCCGCCCAAGCGCCGCAUCUCCACCCACACCCAGCUCCUGCCAUCGGCGCCGCAUCGUCUGCUGCCGACCCAAAUCUGUUGUUUGGGAACUGGACCAAUCGGCUCGGUGGGUAUGGCGGUCAGCCUGAGGACCACCGUGCGGCGGCAGCGGCGACGGCAUCGGAGAGCCAUCGCCACGUGCAGGGAAGGAGGGGGCUCGGUUCGGCGAGGAGAGAGGGCAGAGGAGCUGGUGGCCUCUUUGGCGGCGGGCAGACGUCAGCAGCACGAGAGCCGCACCAGAUGCGGGACAGGUCGCAGAGCCCCCCUCAGAAGAAGGGGUGCCUCUGCGGCCUGUGGUGCUGAGGGCUUCGGCCCUCAGCACCCCACGAAGCCCCCACAGAUGGGGGCUGGGGGGGGGGAGGGGUGCGUAGCCGUGGUGGAGCGAUCAGGUGCGUCAUGCACCGCACCCUUUAGUCUCGGCGAUCGACGGGCGAGGCCAUCCGGCGGACCCGUUGGUCGCAGCAACCCACACAAGAAGGCCAGCUCCACUACGAGCGAGAUACUCUGCAGCCGCCCUACCUCCCCUCCCCAGGCGCACCAUUCGGCCUCCGACCGGCGGCAUCACGAGUAGCGUGCAUGGGGACUACUGCUUUGCCAUCACGCCUGUCAAAACCAUCAAGGAG